AUGAUCUACGCCGGGCGUCCAGAUAUGCUCUUCUUCGAUAGCCCCUCAGACCAAGUACCACAUCUGCGAAUCCCUCUCACCCUCGCCACCGCCAUCUCCGCCGCCACCCUCACCACCACCAUCGCCGCCACCACCAUCGCCGCCACCGCCGUCCGCCUCGCCCUCGCCACCGCCUCCCUCCACCUCGCCGUCGCCGCCGCCUCCCUCGGCAUCGCCGUCGCCCCCGCCGCCCUCAGCAUCGCCGUCGCCGCCACUUCCGUCCGCCUCGCCCUCGCCACCGCCUCCCUCCACCUCGCCAUCGCCGCCGCCUCCGUCCGUGUCGCCCUCGCCGCCGCCUCCCUCGGCAUCGCCGUCGCCGCCGCCGCCGUCCACCUCACCGUCACCACCGCCUCCGUCCGCCUCGCCCUCGCCGCCGCCUCCGUCCGCCUCACCGUCGCCGCCGCCUCCCUCGGCAUCGCCGUCGCCGCCGCCGCCCUCCGCCUCGCCCUCGCCGCCGCCUCCCUCCGCCUCGCCCUCGCCACCGCCUCCCUCCGCCUCGCCGUGGCCGCCGCCGCCGUCCGCCUCGCCGUCGCCGCCGCCUCCCUCGGCAUCGCCGUCGCCCCCGCCGCCCUCAGCAUCGCCGUCGCCGCCACCGCCGUCCGCCUCGCCCUCGCCACCGCCUCCCUCCACCUCGCCAUCGCCGCCGCCUCCGUCCGUGUCGCCCUCGCCGCCGCCUCCCUCGACAUCGCCGUCGCCGCCGCCUCCCUCCGCGUCGCCCUCGCCGCCGCCUCCCUCCGCCUCACCGUCACCACCGGCUCCGUCCGCCUCACCCUCGCCGCCGCCGCCGUCCACCUCACCGUCACCGCCCCCUCCCUCCGCCUCGCCGUCGCCGCCGCCGCCCUCCGCGUCGCCCUCGCCGCCGCCUCCUUCCGCCUCACCAUCGCCGCCGCCUCCCUCCGCCUCACCAUCGCCGCCGCCUCCCCCGCCGCCACCGAGCCCGCCGCCACCAUCUCCGCCGCCGCCGUCACCACCGCCGCCCUCGCCGCCGCCGCCCUCACCGCCGCCCCCCUCUCCGCCACCGCCGUCACCGCCACCGCCGAGCCCGCCGCCUCCGUCACCGCCCCCACCGAGCCCACCGCCACCGUCACCACCGUUGCCGUCGCCGCCGCCUCCAUCGCCGCCGCUGCCGUCACCACCGCCGCCCUCGCCGCCGCCGCCCUCACCGCCGCCUCCGUCGCCGCCGCUGCCGUCACCGCCGCCGCCAAGCCCGCCGCCGCAGAGCCCGCCGCCACCAUCUCCGCCGCCGCCGUCACCACCGCCGCCCUCGCCGCCGCCUCCCUCACCGCCGCCGUCGCCGCCGCCGCCCAGCCCGCCGCCGCCCAGCCCGCCGCCGCCCAGCCCGCCGCCGCCGUCACCGCCGCCGCCCUCGCCGCCGCCGCCCAGCCCGCCACCGAGCCCGCCGCCACCAUCUCCGCCGCCGCCGUCACCACCGCCGCCCUCGCCGCCGCCGCCCUCACCGCCGCCCCCCUCUCCGCCACCGCCGUCACCGCCACCGCCGAGCCCGCCGCCUCCGUCACCGCCCCCACCGAGCCCACCGCCACCGUCACCACCGCCGCCGUCACCGCCGCCUCCAUCGCCGCCGCUGCCGUCACCGCCGCCGCCAAGCCCGCCGCCGCCGAGCCCGCCGCCACCAUCUCCGCCGCCGCCGUCACCGCCGCCGCCCUCGCCGCCGCCUCCCUCACCGCCGCCGUCGCCGCCGCCGCCCUUGAGGACCUCCUACUCUACACCACCGACGCCAAUUCUCGCGCGUAUGCCAACGCUCUUGCCGCUGUGCGCUCCACGUUUGCGCCCGGCGGCGCCACCGCCUUCUCAGUCGGAAGCUUCGGCGAGCUCGGCCGCGCCUCCAGCCUGCAGACGCGGGUGCUCGGUGGCGACGUAACCGCCUGGUACUCGUCCUCCGCCACCUACUCGCCGACGUUGCCCGCCGCCACUGUGCGCGCCAUCCUCGGCACCACAUCGCUUGCCUACCCGCAGACGCUGCGCGCCAUGUACCAAGUCCACGAUGCGGAGGGUAACACAGUGCAGGGCGGCGCCUCCACGCCCCAGCUGACGUACCAGCUCGACGGCGACGCCACCGUGCGAACGGUGCAGUGCUACGCCGUGGGAGCGCUCUCAGGCGUCGGCGAGUGCUACGGCUCGCUCGUCCCCGCCGCCUUCGACAGCGCCGCCAGCGUGUCGCUUUCGCUGGAGUGGACCUCCGCCGCGACGGGCGAUCAGAUCGCUCUGGCGAGCUUCGGCACGGUCGCGACGCAGCGACGGCCGACGUGGUCGGCGGGCGGGUGGGAUCUGGGCGACGCGGACGCGCUCGUCUACGUGGACGCCGGCAAGGCCGUAGCCUUUGGCGUCGAGCUUCCUUACGAGGACGUCUUCAUCCCCCCAAGUGCGAGCGACGGCCGCGGCGCCUUCGACGUGUCGAUCCAUAUGAAGACGCACAUGGACGGCGCGACCGAGGCGGCGCGGCAAGUCGACGUGGGCAAGUUCAAGCUAGUCUUCCCGGCUGACGCGUGCGACGGCGUCACUGACGCCGCAAUCACGUAUAAGAACCCAGCCUUCGCAACGUGGGAAGAGGUCACAGGGCUGGGCGCUGGUGCGUACGGCCAGACCUUCUUCAGCGGCAAGGUGAGCGGCGCCGCGGUGCCCAUGCUUUCCCUUACGAUGCGCUGCGCCGCGGGCACGCACGCGAUCGGCGUCGAGACCAUGGAGCACGCCGACUCCGACGGAGUCUCCGGUGCUCCGAACAUCGAGUACGCGAGCUCCGUCGGCCGCGGCGACACGUACGUGGCGCGCGCCGAGGUGCUGGUCAAGGCGACGACGCAGCACGUCGGCGUCUUCGCUUACGCCUCCGACGGACGGGCGUACGUCAACGACUUUACGAGCCUGGGGCAGCCGGCACCCAGCCUGACCGUGCAGCUCGACUCGAUCUCCGACAGCCCCGACGAGAGUGUCCACAGGAACGUCGGCUGCGCUGCCGCCGACGCCUUAGCAACGCCGCCGCUCGACAGCUGCGCGUACACGCCGCCCUCGCCCGCGGCAGCGGGCGUCGCCGUCGACACGCGCACCGUCGGCAGCAGCGGCGGCGCCGCGACCGAUGCGAUUGCAAUCGAAUUUCGCUCGCCGCGCACCGUGACGCUCACGGUUGCGGACGCCACCCUGUCGGCCAUCGGCUGCGCGGGCGGAGGCAGCUACCAGUCCACGACGCUGCGGUUGGCCGCCGACGGCGAUCUGGACGUGACGCGGCUCAGCUCGUACACAAGCAACGACACGAGCGUCGCGGUGUUGCGGGACGACGGCUACACCGUGCGUGUGCUUGGCGUCGGCCCAGGUUCCGCCACCAUCUCGGCCUACGGCAACGUCGCGAGUGUGACGGUGACUGUCGAGGACGCCGUCGUGACGCCUGAGCUGGUGGCCCGCGUCGUCACUUCGCUCGACGCGGCGGGCGCGGCGCAGAGCUUCACGAGCGAGGCCGACGUGGGCUACCUGUAUGUUUACGCGCGCUACGCCAACGGCGACGCUCACAUGCUCGACGACGCUGAGCUGUCGGUCGAGGUGCUGGCGCCCGACACACUCGCCUACAGCCUCACCAGCGGCGGCCGGCACGAGCUCUCGAUCGUGCCGGACGCGCUCGCCGCCUCGUGCUACGACGACCUGCUGUCGGUGCAGCUCGUCGCGUGCAACGGCAGCCUCCCCGCCGUGGCGCCACCCCUCGAGCUCGACCUGCCCUCGCCCGUCGCGCUGCGAGCACUGGGGCUCUCGGCGGAGGUGCUUGCGCCGUCGGGCUCGUUUGCAAGAAGCGGCGCGCUGUCCUCGCGGCCGUCGACCUCGGGCACCAUCUCGUCGGCGUUCGUGCAGAUGAGCGAGGGCAGCGACAAGGACAUGAGCGGUGACGCUCGCGUGACGCUCACCUCGUCCGAACCGGAUUGCGUGGCGACGGCUGCCGACCUCACGGCAUCGACGCACUUCUGGGCGGUCGAGGGCGGCGGCUGCACAUCGGUCAGUCUCACCGCCACCUUCACCCUUGGCGCGUGGCAAGAGAACGCCACCGCCACCGUGUACAUUGCGCGGCCCAAAGCGACAGCGCUGACCGUCUCGGCGGCCGUUUGGCCCUCGUGCUCGAUCUCCGACGCGAACACCCUCUACACGCUCGGCUGCGCUUCGCCCGUGGUGCGGCAACGCGUGCAGUUCUCGGCGGCGUACGAGCUGGAGGCGGACCUCGCCAGCUACGCGCUGAGCGGUACCGUCACACUAAGCCACUCCGACGUGACGCUCGACCCUUCCAACCUCGCGGCCGUUUCGGGCGUCACCAUCUACCAGGGCGCGAGCAGCGGCGCCGCCUCGCUCGGCGUGACGCUGGUGGGCGAGGCCGCGCAGCGAAGCCUCACCAUCUCGGACGAUGCGCUCUCGCUGAGUGCCAUCUCGCCGAGCGUCGCCACCACGCUGAUCACAACGCGCCAGAUUGCGGUGAGCACAACCUUCUCGGGGCAGGCAGGCAUCAGCUGCACCUACUCCGACUCCGACGUGCGCAGCAACCUCGGCUUCGCCGCCGUAUCCGACGUGGCGACAUUUUCGGUCGCCUCAGAGUAUGCCGCCUUGCUGAGCGUGGACGCCGACGGCACGCUCACGGCGCUUGACACGCACUGGGCCAAGGCACCGGUGGCGGUGACCAACGCGUGCGAUGGGGGCGAGGUUGACGAGGUGUCGCUGUACGUCAACCCGACGGCUUCGCCGGGCCAGCUCGACCUCGGCGAGGCGAGCAAAGCGCCACUUCAGCCGGGCAGCAGCAGCCUCGAGGUCAAGCUCUGGUGGGACCUGUCGGAGACCUACUCGGGCGCGUGCAGCAGCCAGCCGAUCGAGACGAUCGCGGCCUUCUUCCUCUACAAUUCGGCGCAGCUGGACGCCACCUUGGUCACCAGCACGUGGGCACCGCAAAGCAGCGACACCUUCCAGGGUACGUUGCAGACCGUUGCUCAGCCGAACGACGCGCCCCGUGAGGCGACGGGCUACGACGCAUGGGCAAAGGUGGUGUACGCCGACAUCGUCAAGGGGUCCUUCGACGGCACGGACUGGUCGCUGAUCAACCCCGCGAACGUGACACUCGACCUGCUUGAGGGCACCACCAGCGGCACCGUCGGCCUCACGCUCGAAGUCAACUGCGGCGGCGCGGCGCAGGCGAUCCCGAGCGACGGCUCGAUCUUCGAGCUGCCCUUCACCACCAGCUGGGCUUCUAUCGUUGCGCCGCCAGCCCGCCGCCGCCGCGCACAGGCGCGCGCACAACAACCGAGGCGGCUGAACAGCGACGUGCACGGCGACCUCAACGGCGAUGGGCUCACGGAUACGGGUGACCUGACGGCGAUGGUCAACUACUUCAAGGCGCCGGACACGAUCAGCCUCGGUAGCCUCAGCGCCAACCAGCGGCUGUGGCUCGACGCCAACCGCGACGGCUCGUACGCAAACGCUGGCGACGUGCUCUACGCGGCGCGCGCCUACGCCGGCUCGACCGCCUUUCCGGUCUUUGGCGCGCUGUCCUGCCCUCUGGGCGUGUCCGACCAGCUGGUGGUGACGGCCACCUCCUACUCGGCGAGCCAAGCGGCGCUCGGUGCGGUGGCGGUGUCGGUGGAGGUGGCAUACUCGCACCCGUUCGCACUGAGGUGGCAGCUGAGCAGCGGCGCUGCGCUCUCGGCCGUGUCGCCACCGCCCGACAGCGCGACGCACUACUUUGCGCUGACGGAAGACGGCAACGGCGGGCGCGAGCUGCGCGCGGUGCCGCAGGACGGCUGGGCCGAAGGGGCGACGAUAUCGCUCGCCUACGUGGUGGGCGACUACACCAACGCCGAGAAGCGCGCGAUCUUUGUGCAGUCAUCGCUGGUGGGGCAGAACCGCGUCGCACUGCAGAGCUGCAACCUCUCCUUUGAGUCGCCUCCGCCCUCGCCGCCCCCUCGCCCACUGCCAGUCUCGCCUCCAACAUCACCACCGCCCUCUGCGCCGCUGGUCGACAAAGGAACGUACGCCUUUGACACGAGUGCGGACUGCACCUCAUCAUUCAACGGCAUAGCGACGCUCACCGAGGAGGGCCAAAACUCCGCGCUGUGCAUCUUCCGCGGCCUCGUCCUCGAAGCUCAGGUGCCGGGCACGGCGGUGAUUGAUGCACGCGGCGCGUCUGCAGGACCCGGUGGGCGCCGCGCCAUCUUUAUCGACUUUGGGCGUACCAAUACGCUUGGCCGUAGCCCCUACACCUCCAGCACGCGCGACACGGUCGAGCUCAUCGGGCUGAAGAUCACGGGGGGCUACUUGCCGUCGAGUCAGAGUGACGCGGCCGUGGACCUCGGUCUGGCAAAUGGGGCGGGCAUCAAGAUCCACCACAUCCAGGGCGACGUGAUCCUGCGACGCUGUGAGAUCUACGGCAACGCAGCCAACGACACCGGCUCCAAGGGCGGAGGGAUCGCGAUCGCGCCGUCCUGGAACGUCCACUCCAACGCCUUCUGCAACCGGCCGGGGAGCCGGACGAGUUGCGUGCCGUCGACCGUUUCGCUGGUGAACUGCACGGCCCGCGACAACAUCGCCGCGCUGGGCGGCGGCGUGUACACCAUGGCGGACGGCCUCUCCCUUUCCCGCUCAUCCAUCUCGAACUGCGUUGCAACGAGCUCUGGAGGCGGCCUCUACUCUGCAUCGAGCGAGGAGCUCCGUUUGGCAGUUGAAGACGUGACGGCCACCCGCAUUGUUCUCGAACCAGGAACGUACGCCUUUGACACGAGUGCGGACUGCACCUCAUCAUUCAACGGCAUAGCGACGCUCACCGAGGAGGGCCAAAACUCCGCGCUGUGCAUCUUCCGCGGCCUCGUCCUCGAAGCUCAGGUGCCGGGCACGGCGGUGAUUGAUGCACGCGGCGCGUCUGCAGGACCCGGUGGGCGCCGCGCCAUCUUUAUCGACUUUGGGCGUACCAAUACGCUUGGCCGUAGCCCCUACACCUCCAGCACGCGCGACACGGUCGAGCUCAUCGGGCUGAAGAUCACGGGGGGCUACUUGCCGUCGAGUCAGAGUGACGCGGCCGUGGACCUCGGUCUGGCAAAUGGGGCGGGCAUCAAGAUCCACCACAUCCAGGGCGACGUGAUCCUGCGACGCUGUGAGAUCUACGGCAACGCAGCCAACGACACCGGCUCCAAGGGCGGAGGGAUCGCGAUCGCGCCGUCCUGGAACGUCCACUCCAACGCCUUCUGCAACCGGCCGGGGAGCCGGACGAGUUGCGUGCCGUCGACCGUUUCGCUGGCGCUUCGCCGCAUCUUUGGCCCUGCGACGGCGACCCGGCUCAGCCAACUUGAGGCGCGCGUCGGGUUUCAACCCAAGUUGAAGAUUGUGGUCAGCUUUUACCAGGUCGCUACGACGCUCGGCCCCGUGUACGGCGCUCGUCUGCACGAGGACUUUACCAGUUGGAUACGCGUCUUCGAAUUCUUCAGUUUCGACCUCCUCGGCUUGACCUACCCGGACGCUUGCAUCGGCUCGAUGAGACACCGGCUGCUGCUCGCCGCUCUGUGGCCAUUUGCCGUCAUUUUGCUCGGAAGCGCCGCUUUUGCCGCCCAUGCGCUAACAGUGUGGCUGUUGCUCCGAAAUCCGGCACGUAUGUGCGAGACGUUUGGCAUCAGCGUCUUUGACACGACCGCGCGACGCAGCUACCUCGUGGCCGACCUCGAGGUGCUCUGCCGCUCCGACGACGAGAUGUACCGCGGGCUCGACGCCUACUUUUGGGCCUUCUUUGUCCUCUGGCCGGUGCUGGUCCCGCUUGUGCUCCUCUGCUUGCUGCUCUGGAUCCGCCGCGACGUGCGGGCCCUGCGUGUGACAAUGCUCUCUCGCGCCUGCCGCUUCCUUUGGCGCGACUACAACGCUAGCUGCCACUACUGGGAGCUUGCCGACAUGUACCGGAAGCUCUUCCUCGCUUCGCUGGUGCUCUUCAUCCAGACAGACGACGGAUCGUCCAAGCUGCUUCGCCUCGUCGUCGCCUCUGUCGUCUCGGCCCUCUUCCUCACCGCCCUCGCCCUCGUCAAGCCUUUCAAGCGCUUCGACGACUUCUACCUCGCGUGCACCGCCAACCUGCUGCUCACCUGCUGCUUUGUCCUCGGCACCGUGGUUCAGAUCUGCGAGAGCGUUGCUUACGAGGACAUGUGCGACACGCUCGUGGGCUUCGAGAGCGCGUUCGGCGCGAGCGCGUUUGUCAUCGUGCUCACCGUAGCGAUGAUCGCCUUGUCGCUUGUCCUCGUCGUCUUCAAGGCCACCAGCGCCCUCCGCGCGCCCACCAUCCGGCUUCUCUCGACCGGCCGCGCCCCGGUGAUGGACAUGUCGAAGAAGUGCCACUUCCACGGCUUCAUCAGCCACAUCUGGUCCACGGGGCAAGACCAGACGCACACCAUCGUUCGGCAGAUGAAGCUGGUGAUGCCCGACGUGAGGAUCUGGCUAGAUGUGGAUUGCCUGGAGAACCUCGGAGCCCUCGAGGAGUCGGUCGGCGACGCCACCACCUUCCUCGUCUUUCUGUCAGUGGGCUACUUCAAAAGCCGCAACUGCCGCCGCGAGCUCUACGCGGGCCUCGCCUUGGACCGGCCCUUUAUCCCGAUUCACGAGGCCGAUGUCGAGAAGGGCGGCGCAGCGCUCGAGGAGCUCGAGGCCGAGUGCGUCGAACACUGCGUCGACGACGCCGGAUUUGGCACUUACCCCUCCUACUCAGGGCCGGCCGAGAUGGUGGCCCGUAUCUUCAAAAAAGAGGACCCGAUCCUGUGGGUGCGGGUGAACGCCUUCCAGCUCGAGUCGCUCAAGUCCAUCGCGCUGCGCAUGCUGAGACACUCCCCGUACUACAUGAGGCACCCCGAAACCCUCACCUCGGGCGUGAUGGUGGCAGGGGAGGUUCCUCCGUUCGCCUUUGUCGGCCCCGUCACCAUCCUCGUGUGCCGCGACAACGACGGCGCCUGGUCUGUGGCGGAGGAGGUCCAGGAGGCGGCCAAGACGGGGCGCGCGCUGGCGCCAAAGGCAGCCAAGGACGGCGUCGUGGCCAUCCGCGAGGCGGACGACGCGCUCGAGACUGCGGACGCGCUCCCCGGCAAUUCUCGUCACGUGCUCCUGCUCUACAUGACGGACCGCCUGUGGUACGACCCGGACGGCACCGUCGCAUGGCUGGUGCAGGCGGCAAUGGACCGGAAAAUCACGAUCGCGAUGGUGCACGAGCAGACGCCCAACCUCGGAGGCUGCGCCUUCUCCACUUUCUUUCAAGGGCAGACGCCGCAAGUGCUGCUUCAGCCUCCCUACAACCUCUACAACGCGCUCGCCAUACCCCUCUACGGCUCGCCCGAGCACCGGAAGGUGAGCCUGCGCCACGUGCUGCGCCGCAUGGGAGCCGCGCCGUGCGAUGCGGGACUGCUGCGGCGGAAGCUGCAGCAGCUCAACCACUUCAUGUCGGUGGCGCGGCUCGUUCGGCGGCGACCGCGCCAGCGAGGCAAAUCCCAGCAGGAGAUUGCGAGGAGUGUCAAGAGGCGCCGGAGACGCCGGCAAAGCGAGGGCUCAGAUCCGGACCAGACAGUGUCAGCAGCCGUGGUCAGCGUCAGCAGCCGUGGUUUGGAUUCGGGCUCGAGUAGCCCAAGCGGCGGCGGCAGCGGCAGCUCGGACAGUACAGACGUAGUCAGCGUCAGCAGCCGUGGUUUGGAUUCGGGCUCGAGUAGCCCAAGCGGCGGCGGCAGCGGCGGCGGCGGUGGCGGCGGCCCCGCAACCCCCGGGGCAGCUGCCGGCGUGAGCGGCACACCGACGGCCGCCAACGCGCAGCCGGUCCUGUCGGCCAAAGCGCGUGGCAAGCAGCGCGCCACGUCGAACACGUCGCCUCCCGUGAGCGCCGGAGGGAGCGCCAGCGCGGAGAGCGAUAGCAGCCCGGUUGCGGCAAGCGGGGUGAGGCAGCCGUGGCCCUCUCCAUCUCCCGCCCCGCUGCCGGGCGGCGCUGCUGGAGUGCGGCUAGCUCUACGCGGCGCACCUCGCCAGAAGGAGGAGGAGGGCUGGUUCUCGUGGAUGUGGUGA
Molecule: messenger RNA, 10077 nt
Organism: Emiliania huxleyi CCMP1516
Lineage: Eukaryota; Haptophyta; Isochrysidales; Noelaerhabdaceae
Exons: 8
Coding region: 1-10077 (3358 amino acids)
Biological process (GO): polysaccharide catabolic process
Source: RefSeq, a predicted model, not a curated record